Molecule: messenger RNA, 693 nt
Organism: Corylus avellana
Lineage: Eukaryota; Viridiplantae; Streptophyta; Magnoliopsida; Fagales; Betulaceae
Source: RefSeq, a predicted model, not a curated record
AUGCAGCUGGACCCGGGGAAGGCUUGUCCGGACAGGGUUCGCAUGUUAAUACUGCCAAAUCUUGAGCCAUAUAUGCGACUUCUUGAACCAGAGAUGCUUCUUGAGAAGCAAAAGAAUGAGAUGAAGAGGCAUGAGGCUCGGCGUUUUUAUGGAUCCCUGCUACAUGCAACAGGUCAAUGUAUAUUUGAUCGGCUCAAGAUAUUCUCACCUCUGCCAUCCCUGUCAUCACGUGCAGUAUGGAGGACCAAUGCAAGGGUUAUUACCACCCCACCCAAUAAACGCAAGGGGAGCAUGGAACACUUGGAAGAGCAGCCGCCGCACAAGAAAAUUGCCCCUGAUGGUCCAAUUCUUGCUGCGUCAACCAAUUCCUCGCCAUCUCACAUGGAAGAGGAAGCUGUGGUUCCACCAGCACCCUUGAUUGAUUCUAAUGCAGGCCCAUCAUCAUCAUCAUCAUCCUCCAGACAACCGACUAAUGACAUAAAUUUGGAUGGCAGAGGUAGCAGAGACAAGGGUGAUAAUCAAGCUCUGAAUAGGUCAGCUGUCCUCUCUCAGAUAUGGAAAAAUGACUUGGAUUCUGGGCGUCUCCUGGUAUUGCUGUUUGAGAUGUUUGGUGAAGGCAUUUUAUCCUUCAUUCCAACUCCCAAGAUGUCUAUGUUCUUAUUACCAUUUGUACAAAGAUCUGCACUUCCAUAG